UCAGCACGAGAAGAUGAGGAGAUGGUUUCUUUUGGUACCAAGAACACUGAUUCUGCAACGGAAUUUAACCCCGUUGUGCCUGUGAAGAACACAACAGCUCCAAGUUCAGGAUGAGGUCGAGCUCUUCAGCGUCUGAACUCCGAAGCGCCGGGGAUCUUUGGCCCGAGAUCCAAUCAUGGACGGGAAUAUCCAUCCCCUGUGUUGACCACCGCAAGCACGCAUGCGCCAGCGCCGCCGUUUGAAGGCAUCGACGCGUGUGAUGUGACGAACAUCUUGGCCUGCUGACAAAAAAAAAUCCAUUCUUUUUGAUGAUUUAUCCAGCGUUUCAUCACCAGAUUUUCCAUGGGGGAUGCAGUGGAGAUCGCGUGGUGUUGCACUGACAGCUCGCUCGCCAGUUGACGCUUCCAAGAUGCGUUCCUCCGCCCGCGGCCGCGCCCGCGGCCGCCUCCUCCUCCUCGCCGCGGUCGCGGUGCUAUGGGGCGCGCCGGCGGCGGCCGCGGCGGCGGGCACCUGCAAGGCGUGGCUGGUGCAGUCCAUCCCGACCGACAUGCCCGACCUCCGGCGCGUCGCCGGGGUCCUCUCCACUGCGGAUGUGCUGCAAUGGCUCUCUGGGAAUGCCACAAAAAACCUGGAUAUCCUGGCACAAUACUGGCAGCUCUUAGCUCAGCCUAAUAAUCCCAAAUCAGGCGAUUAUGGGUACUCCGCGAGUGACAUGGUAAGAUUCGGGGCUGACGAAGGGCAACGGGUUUAUAAGGAGCUGGAGAAAGCUGCAGAUCGUAAGAUCAAAAUAAGGAUCGUGCAACACUCUGGAUUUGCACCUGAUUUUGACAAAGAGAGUGCUAAUCUCGCUGCAGGAAGACCAAAUGUCCAGAAUGUAACUUUACUUUUUGGUGAUUGGUGGGGAUCUGGUGUUGUGCAUGCAAAAGUAUGGAUAUCUGACAAAAAAGAUGUGUAUAUUGGUUCUGCAAACAAUGAUUGGAAAUCCCUUAGCCAGGUGAAAGAGCUUGGGAUUUAUUUUGCUGAUUGUCCACAGAUAGCAAAAACUGUGGAAAUAUACUUUGAAAAUCUUUGGAAACUUUCAACUCUCAACGCAACUUCUUACACCAAAGUUGCCUGGGACAAACAGUGGCAAGCUUUUAGAAAAGUGCCAUGCUGGUCACAUUUUCUAAAACCAGAAGAAAGAUGCAGGUCGCCCCUUCCACCUUCUGUUGAUGUCCCAGAUGUGGAUGGCUAUCCUUCACUUGCCAAUCCUGAAAUGCUUGAUAUUUUAUUCAAAACCCCUGGGUACAAGAGAUCCACUCAGGAACACCAGUUGAGCUAUCUUUCGUUCGCUCCACCUGAGCUUUCGUUUGACAAGUUCCAGGCAGAUGAGCAGGGUUGGCUUGACACCAUCAAGUCAGUUAAAUUCGGGGGUUUGGUGCGGAUAAGUACUAUGGACUGGCUAGGACAGUCACAGUAUGCAACACAAACAGUGUUCUGGCCAUCAUUGUCAUCAGCAAUAUCAGAGGUAAUAUUCUCAAAGAAUGCAACUGUGAGGAUCCUCGUCGCCUACUGGACGCAUUUCAUCCCAAACACAGAGAAAUACUUGAAGAGCCUUCUAUACUCAAACAUCCUCUGCACAUCGUCCAGUUACAACCACUGCAAUGGCAAGGUUGAGAUCAAAUACUACAUUGUUCCUGGGUACAAUGAGACUGGGCCUGCAUUGGCACAGGGCGCCGCGACGGGGAAUCGGUACCCUGAUUUUACCCGGGUGAACCAUGGCAAGUACGCCGUCAGCGAUGCGAGGGCAAACAUCGGCACCAGCAACCUUAUCUGGGAUUACUUCUACACCACAGCUGGUGUCAGCUUUGGAACAUACAACCCUGCCAUUGUUGCCCAGCUGCAAGAUGUCUUUGAUGCAGAUUGGUUUUCUCCAUACACUGUACCUGUAAAGCCACUCGAGGCAUCUGCGUGAAAUCAGGUUAUCUGUGAUCCAUCUCAGCUCGAUCUUGCUUCACCUGUUGCCAAUAAAGAACAUCACGGGAGUGGGCUGGACAAGUUGCAGAACAGAAACACCAUCCAACAGAGGAUCACAUGCACCAACAACAUUGAGGAUUUCAGUGUUCGUUUCUGUCAAGAACCUGCAAAAUUAUUUUUUUUUUCAAUUUUCGCCCGAUAAGUUGAUUUAAGGCGAUUUUACUUCCAAGAUGUACAAAGCGUAAACUUUCAGAAAUCAAUGCACGAAUGGUGAAUUUACCACUUGAUCAUUGCUUGACCUAAUUAAAUAAUUAAUU
This is a messenger RNA of Oryza brachyantha (malo sina), 2273 nucleotides long. Its product is annotated as phospholipase D Z-like. The transcript is spliced from 8 exons. The record is from RefSeq and is a predicted model, not a curated record. Gene Ontology annotation, molecular function: catalytic activity. Lineage: Eukaryota; Viridiplantae; Streptophyta; Magnoliopsida; Poales; Poaceae. Bases 350 to 1954 code for a protein of 534 amino acids.